CCCGCCCUCGGCUGGAGGUCUGACUCGCGCCUGCCCAGUCAGUUUGUCUCUGCUUUCUCCUUCACUGCGCCCCGCUGCACCGAACAACGCCGUUAAACUCUGCACGCGCCGCCCCAUAAUCCAAGACAUGGCAGAGAAAGGAGUGGGGUGUGAGGUUCAGCAGGACAAGACAGGAAAAGGGGAUCAGGCAGACAACAAAGGCCACUGUGUGACAUGUCAGCACUACGCACCUAAGGGACAUGGCACAAUGGCCGUCCCUCCUUCAUACUCAGACUUGGGGAAAUCUGCCAAAGACAUCUUCAACAAGGGCUUUGGAUAUGGAAUUCUAAAGCUGGAUGUUAAGACCAAGUCCCAGAGUGGUGUUAUGGAGUUUGCCACCUCCGGCUCCAACAACACGGACACAGGAAAGUCAGGAGGCCACCUGGAGACCAAGUACAAAUUGAAUGAGCUGGGCCUCAGCUUCAACCAGAAAUGGAACACAGACAACACUCUCACCACAGAAAUCACCAUGGAGGACCAGCUGGCUAAAGGCCUGAAGCUCGGUUUGGAUGCGUCAUUUGUGCCAAACACUGGCAAGAAGAGUGCCAAACUGAAGUCUGGCUACAAAUGUGACUUUGUAAAUGUUGGCUGUGAUCUGGACUUCGACAUGUCUGGUCCCACUGUCCACGGAGCUGCUGUGCUGGGCUACGAGGGCUGGCUGGCAGGCUACCAGUUGGCUUUUGACACAUCCAAAUCUAAACUGAUCCAGAACAACUUUGCCCUUGGAUACAAGGCCGGUGACUUCCAGCUUCACACCAACGUUAAUGACGGCACAGAGUUCGGUGGCUCCAUUUACCAAAAGGUGAACAGCAACUUAGAGACGGCGGUCCACCUGGCCUGGACAGCUGGCAGCAACAACACGAGCUUUGGAAUUGGAGCCAAAUACCAGCUGGAUAAGGACGCCUCCCUGUCUACCAAAGUUAACAACGCCUGCCUCGUUGGAGUUGGAUACACACAAACCCUCAGGCCAGGAGUGAAGCUCACCCUCUCAGGGCUGAUUGACGGGAAGAACGUGAACGGAGGUGGACACAAAGUCGGCUUGGGUUUCGAGCUGGAAGCGUAAAGAUUCAGCAAGAGGAGAGAAGUGCAACACAAGAAAAGAAUAAAGAGCCCAAAUGUGAAAAAACAGUUAAAGUCGACCCAGCGACAAGUAAACACAUCUUCCCUCUGAGUCCUACACACAUAUGCACACAGAUACACAUAUUCGUUGGCCUUAUCCCUGAAACCCAGAGCAGCCUCCGAGACCUCCGGCACUGUAAUUUUAAAAGUCAAGAAUGUUCUUGUGUUACUUUUUUUUUUUUUUAAUUUUACAUUAUUUACAACUCUCACAAUAUUCUAAUAUUUGAUCAGAUAUUAUCAGAAUACUAGACUUGUCAACAAGCAAUUCAUGCAUGUUCUCCAAAAAAUUAGCUGCUCAUGACCAGUUUGACCAGACGAAGUGCACUUCCAACAGCAGCUUGGUCAGCUUGUUUUUGUUCAGAUAUACUCUGGGUUUUAGACAUUAAUAAGGUAGAUGGAUGUUUUUUUUGGUAUUUUGUGUUUUCAAGGCAAGGAGGAGGUUUUGACUUUUCAUUGUCACAUUGACAAGUACAGUGACUGUAAACAGAUGCAAUAAAUAUAUAGCUGGACAGAAUUAAGCGGGGAAAAAAAGACAGUAUGGCUGAUCCUUCUCAGAGUGAGUGGACUUUGAUCUCACCAAUAGACCUCAGUAACACAGUUUUACUGUGAACCUUCAGUUGCCUAAAUGUCUUUUUCAGGUUCUGUUUGGUAAAAGGGCUGACGGUAAUUUGAGACUCUGUGUCACCUCUUUGUCUUGUCUCGUUUUGUGUCCUGUACCUGUUCAACCUUUACCACUUCAUCUGUGCUGUGCUUUGUAUAGGAUAUCUAGUCAACAGUUAGGACCUCAAACUGAUUUUAUUGAAUUAAUGGAAUAAAGAAUGUUAAACACUA
Messenger RNA from Etheostoma spectabile (orangethroat darter), 1989 nucleotides. RefSeq names its product voltage-dependent anion channel 3 (gene vdac3). Gene Ontology annotation, biological process: monoatomic anion transmembrane transport. NCBI's taxonomy places the organism in Eukaryota, Metazoa, Chordata, Actinopteri, Perciformes, Percidae. The record is from RefSeq and is a predicted model, not a curated record. Bases 128 to 1102 code for a protein of 324 amino acids. Gene Ontology annotation, molecular function: voltage-gated monoatomic anion channel activity. The transcript is spliced from 11 exons. Gene Ontology annotation, cellular component: mitochondrial outer membrane.